Eupeodes corollae is the source of this 1733-nucleotide messenger RNA. RefSeq names its product LIM homeobox transcription factor 1-beta (gene Lmx1a). Gene Ontology annotation, cellular component: nucleus. Gene Ontology annotation, biological process: regulation of transcription by RNA polymerase II; neuron differentiation. NCBI's taxonomy places the organism in Eukaryota, Metazoa, Arthropoda, Insecta, Diptera, Syrphidae. Bases 298 to 1533 code for a protein of 411 amino acids. The transcript has 4 exons. Gene Ontology annotation, molecular function: DNA-binding transcription factor activity, RNA polymerase II-specific; RNA polymerase II transcription regulatory region sequence-specific DNA binding. The record is from RefSeq and is a predicted model, not a curated record.
CGAAUAACGGUGUCGUGUCGGUGCAUCAGUGACAGUUCGUGAUAUCAUUUGACAUAUAAGAAAUCGCAAAAAGGUUUCGAACCCCAACUCGAGUUUUAAAUCUUAACACGUUAUGUUUUCAACUUACUUAAUUUGAGAAAAAAAGGAAAAAUCUUCUAAAUUCUUGUGCGUCAAAACAAAAGAAUUUGAAAAAAAAAGUGCGGGUGUGUUCUGUGAUCAUUCUUUAUUUUCUGGUGUGUCUUUUCAACAAAAUUUAGUAAAACAUAAACAAAGAAAGAAAAAAUAAAAGAAUUAAAAAUGUUACAAUUCUAUCCGAUGCCAACGAAUUUGAACUCCGGAGUUGGUGGAGGUGGUGGAAUUUCUGGAGGAGGUGGAGGAUUGAGUAUUGGCGGAAGCCUAAUGAUGCACCACCAUCAGCAUCAUCAUGCGGCAAAUCGGUUCCUUGACGGCAACACAACCAAAACUUCGGACUGCAAUGGACGAACAGAGGUGGGCACAAUAAAAUGCGAAAAGAAUUACGAAAUUUGCGAAGGAUGUGGACAAAAAAUUCAGGAUCGAUAUUUGAUGAAUGUUGGCGACUCGAAUUGGCAUGAACAUUGUCUGGCGUGUUGUUAUUGUGGAACACAACUAAGUCAUACGUGCUAUGUGAGGAACUCAAAGCUGUACUGUAAAAUGGACUAUGAUAGAAUUUUCGGUGUAAAAUGCACCGGCUGCUGUCAUCCCAUCCUGCCACAUGACAUGGUUAUGCGACCUCAGAAUUAUAUCUUCCACCUCUCGUGCUUUGUGUGUUACGUGUGUCGACAGCCGCUGCAGAAAGGUGAACAGUUUCUGCUGCGGGAGGGACAGCUCUUCUGUUAUCGGCACGAUUUGGAGAAGGAACUCUACCUGGCGCAGCAUUGUGGCGAUGAAGAUGACAUCCUACGACCGAGAGAUGGACGACGGGGACCUAAGCGACCAAGAACUAUUCUAACGUCGCAGCAGAGAAAACAAUUCAAAGCCUCCUUCGAUCAAUCACCGAAACCCUGCCGUAAAGUUCGUGAAGCCUUAGCAAAGGACACGGGGCUGUCUGUGAGAGUCGUGCAGGUGUGGUUUCAAAAUCAGCGGGCGAAAAUGAAGAAAAUCCAACGGAAAUCCAAGCAGGAUGGUGAUAAGAAUUCAUCGGACAAAGAUAAGGACGACAAGAGUGUGAAACAAGAAUCUUCAGGAAGUGAGAAUGGCUACUUAGGGUCAUUCUCAACACAACCUUUAAAUCCCAACCUGCCUUAUUCACCAGAUGAUUAUCCAGCGAAUUCAAAUGACAGCUUCUGCAGUUCUGACAUCUCACUAGAUGGCAGUAACUUCGACCAUUUAGAUGACGAUGGUGAUUCACUUUCAUUGCAAAAUCUCGAAUUACAAACGUCUGGAACACAACAACGCAUUUCAAAUGGAACCUCAACGCAUGACACAUUAGCGGGUCUUAAUUCACAUAAUAUAAUUAAUCCAAUUGAUAAAUUAUAUCUUAUGCAGAAUUCAUAUUUUAAUUCAGAACAAUGAAAUUAAAAGAUGAUUAUGUAAAAAAUUAUAAUUCAAAACAAUAGUGCCAUACAAAAAAAAAAAACAAAAACAAAACAAAAAGUAAACUUAUGUUAAUUAUUUAAAGCAAUGCAAUAAAAUAGAAUUUAUAAUUAUAUAAAAAGUUUGGGCCGAGAAAAUACGAAUUUAUUAGAAUAGAGGGAGGAAAUGUGGUAAUAAUA